Molecule: messenger RNA, 1393 nt
Organism: Corvus hawaiiensis (hawaiian crow)
Lineage: Eukaryota; Metazoa; Chordata; Aves; Passeriformes; Corvidae
Gene: RNASET2
Product: ribonuclease T2
Exons: 10
Coding region: 461-1228 (255 amino acids)
Biological process (GO): RNA catabolic process
Cellular component (GO): extracellular region
Molecular function (GO): RNA binding; ribonuclease T2 activity
Source: RefSeq, a predicted model, not a curated record
GUAUUAGCUUUCACUUCUUUAUGCCUUAAAUUCCAUGAGUAGCAAAUCGAAAGUCACCCAAAUAAAUGGCAGCAUUUUCCAGAGGCGGGAGAACUGUUAAUAGUCGUUUUGUUUUACACUUGACAUGAGCUUUGGCUUCCUCUUGUCGCCUGGAGGCUUCCCGCUUCCGGUGCUUGGGUGAUUUGCAGUCUUUACAGUUUAUGGAGACGCCUCUGUAAUGACUGUUUAUCUGGAGUAAAGGCUUUCUGGUGUUACGGAGUUACAUCGGUGCUAAGUGCAGAGCCGUGUGUUGGUUGGUGUGCGAGGAGGGCGAGGUGCCGCCGUGCGCGGCUCUUCCCCGGGAAGUCAGCGGAGCUGAACGCAGCACUUGCUCUCGCCGGGCUCAGCCCGACACCGCUCAGCCUCGGCGGCGAGUUCUGCAUCGCAUUGAACACUCUGAGAGAGCUAUUUGGAUAACAAAAUGAAGCCUGCGAAGCUGCACUAUUGGACUCUGGGUUGGUUUUCCAUGGCACUAUGUUGUUGGUGUGCUUCAGAUACAUUUACUCAAAGUGACAACCACCCUCAUCCCUGGAAAAAGCUGUAUUUUGCUCAUCAUUGGCCAGUGACUGUAUGUAAGAUGAAUGCUAAUGAUUGUCAUGACCCUCCAAAGUACUGGACAAUCCAUGGAUUGUGGCCUGACAGAGCUGAAGACUGUAAUAGGACAUGGCAUUUCAAUGUCACCGAGAUCAAGGAUCUGAUGUCAGACAUGAGACACUACUGGCCGGAUGUGCUUCAUUCAUCUCUGAAUCGCACCCAGUUCUGGAAACAUGAGUGGGACAAACAUGGCACUUGUGCAGCCACACUUGAGGCCCUUAAUUCUCAGAAAAAGUACUUUGGUAAAGCCUUAGAACUCUACCAGCAUGUUGAUCUCAAUGGUUGUCUCUUGAAAGCUGAGAUAAAGCCAAGCAGUUCAUAUUACAAGAUGACUGCUAUAAAGGAAGCUCUUACAAGUUUUUAUGGUGUAACACCGAAGAUCCAAUGCCUUCCUCCAGAAGAGGGUGAAAAAGCACAAACAAUUGGCCAGAUUGAAUUCUGCUUCACCAAAGAACUGCAACUGAUAAACUGCAUGGUGCCAAAGGGUGAAUCCAACCCAGUGCAGGCUCACUUGAAGCUUGGAACUGAAGAGCUGUCAGUCUGCAAUGAUACUCUCCCAACCUAUUAUCCUUCAGAGGUCCAAGGUCACAAAUGAAGCCAUAAGAUUGAGAAAAACUUUUUAAACAGCAACAAAACCCAAACUCAUGUAAUAUCACAAGCCCCUGUCCCUAUCACAGGCCUACAGUGAAGAUUUCUGCUGGAAAACAAAGUUCUUUUGCUAUUAAAGGAAAGUGGUCCACAUGAUGGGAUCAGCAUCUGA